GGUCCGCGGCGCGAAUCGAUAGCCGUCCGACCGGGUGGAUCGUGAAAGAGCGCGGCCUGCAGGGGGAGGUCGGCGGGCGGCGAGCGUCUGCGCUCUUGCUUGCUCACGUGUUCGUCGCCCAUCUCGCUUCCACGCGCUCGACCGUCUACCGCGCGAGCGAGACGGCAGUGGAGCUUCCAGUGCCUGCGUGCCGACGUGUGUGUCGGUUUGUUCGACGUCGCGCAUUGCCACGGCGUGACGUCCAGGCGAACGGCCAUGGCUCGGCGGGUGCGCGUGCGGAAAGACCUGUCCAAGAAGCAGAAAGACGUGGGGCGCCUGGUGGACACGGGACAGGCAGACGACAGACGCCUCAUUCGGCUGGUGCAGGCGCGCCCCGUUCUGUACGCGCGCAACAACAUGCCCGUCGCCAGCUACUACACCAGUGUCAAGCGACAGUGGCAAGAAGUGGCGCAAGAGAUGGACUGGACAGUGGCGGAAGUGCGUCGCAAGUGGUCGCACAUCCGCAACUCGUACUCGCGCCACCUCCGCAACGAGAUGCACGGGGCGUGCACGAGUCGCGGCCGCAUGGUGUCUAAGUGGUACCUCGCCGACGACCUGGAAUUCCUACGUGACCACAUGGCCACCGAUGCGCGAUCCGUGCCCUAUCCCAGCUUCGCGCCCACGCUGCUCGACCUCGACUCCGCUGAUGACGCGCACGACGUGAAGCCGCUGUUGUCUCCCGCGUGGUUCAUGACUCCGCCGCUCGCGCCCCGCGCUUCCAGCGACGACGGAUGCGGCUCGGCCUUCGGUUCCGAGGAGAGCUCCUCGUACUUCCAGUUCUUCCGAGGCUUGCACGCCGACUAUCAGAUGCUGUGUGGUUCCCGCCAGCGCGCCUUCCAGCGGCGCUGUCUGGCCGUGUUGCACGAGCUGCUCGACGAACGCGACAGUGGGCGGCCGCCGCCCGUCAGCGACGACGAAACCGAUGCCAAGGCGCCCGAGGUCGAGCCGACGGAUUCCAGAUCUACAACCUACGACGACGCCAGGUGAAGGUCUCACUCCAUAUUCACCGAGUCACAGCCAUCUUUCUCAUUCCAGUAUAAAUAAUAGGCGAAUAUUGCACAUGUACAAAAGAACUUUAAUGAAAUAAUAUGUAAUCUUUCUUUAGCUUAUUUAAAGCUGUAAACAAACAAAAAUGAAUUUGUUAGUAUAUAUAGAAGAUCUGUAUGUUACAUCGUAAAUACCGGGAAAGUUUAAAUGAAUAGAGGUGGCAGGCCUGUUUCUUUUAUUUCUAUUUUCAGCAUAGAUUAACAAAAGAACAUCUCACGAGUAUAUAUGCGAUAAACGUGGGUACCAUUUGUUAAUAGAUAUACUUUUAUGAUGCUAAAAGUUCUUGUUGUUAAGGCAUAAUUUUAGAAUUGUAUUAUGAUAAAUGGUUGUUAAUAAUAUCUCUGUUAGUACUUACUACACAUGGCUCGGCCUUUUGUUAGGACUUUGAACAAUGUUCAUACAUAAUGUAACGCUCAAAUGAAAUAAAAAUGUGGUCUAAUAUA
Molecule: messenger RNA, 1529 nt
Organism: Pieris rapae (cabbage white)
Lineage: Eukaryota; Metazoa; Arthropoda; Insecta; Lepidoptera; Pieridae
Exons: 2
Coding region: 256-1026 (256 amino acids)
Biological process (GO): regulation of transcription by RNA polymerase II
Cellular component (GO): nucleus; transcription regulator complex
Source: RefSeq, a predicted model, not a curated record